AUACACUGCUGGGGGGAGAAGGGUGGAUUACGUCACCAGGGUGCGAGCUCUCGCGAGAAACGAGAGGGUUCGGUUGGGUUGCUGUGGGCAACGCGCGAUUUGAGCGGCGCUCGGACAAAUACACACAAACAGCGAGAUUAUUUUAUUUACGAUUAUAAACUUUAAAAAGAUUGUGUUCGCUUUUUUUUUAUUUUAUUUUUUUUAUUUCAGUUUUAUAAACUUAAUCCGUCUCGUCUUUAGCUGGGCUAGUUGUCCCCGAGGACUUUUCGGACAAUGACCGCGAUUAGCAGCCUGGUCCCGGCCCGCUUUCUCACGCUGACCGCUCACCUGGUCAUCGUCAUCACUAUCUUCUGGUCCCGGGACAGCAACGUGCUUGCGUGCUUGCCUCUGCAGUACACACAGGAGCAGUACCAGGCCAGGGAUACUGAGUUGAUCGUGGCGCUCUCUGUCACGCUGGGCUUGUUUGUGGUCGAGCUGGCUGGCUUCCUGUCCGGCGUCUCCAUGUUCAACAGCAGCCAGAGCCUUCUCUCUCUGGCGGCUCACUGCAGCGCCUCUGUCUGCCUCUCCUUCUUCGUGUUCCAGCAGUGGGAAUGCUGGACCUACUGGUACAUGUUUGGAUUCUGCAGCGCUCUUCCGGCGGCCACGGAGAUCGUGAUUUUCAUCGCAGUGUUUGGCCUAAAAAAAAAAGCACUCUGACCUGGAGUUUAGAAUCAACACAUUGCAGUAAACUAGCACGGCACGGAUCAGCACGGCACAGAUCAGCACCUGCUUUUCAACUCCAUUUCCACUGCUGUGCUUUUACUGUGGGGGUGUCUGUAGGGCCCUUCCUUCUUUAUAUAUAUAUAUAUAGGUUUGACAGGAGGCAGAACUGCAGUGUACAGACAUGUACACACAAGGGUUCAAUGAUCAGAAAACACAUUUAUUAUUGCAGGACGUUUCCGACAAAAGCCAGCAGCACUAAACACGUUUACUUUCCCUUUACAUAUACAUUUAAAUGUAUAUAUUGUGUAUUAAGUUAACUUUUUAUACUAUAUAUAUAUAUAUAUGUAUAUAUAGCAUGUGUUUUUUCGGUUUAUAUAUAUUGCUGUAUUUUUUCAACUGAAAUUAUUAUGUUUUUUUUGUUUUGUUUUUUUUAUGGAGAAAAUAAUAAAAAUAAUAAUCUCUAUAAUUUCCCCUGCGCAUUGCUCUGGUGUGUGUUUUUAUAUACACUGGACACUAUGGGUCGCUCCUAAUAGCUGGCUGGUCCAGCAGCUGACCUCAGAAGCUGGUAGCGGUCCGCCAAUCUUAUGCAGGGUCGCUACCUGUCCCUGCUUUCCGUGGAUCGUCCCGGUUUUGAGAAAGGUGUCGCGGGGAAUUCGAUCUGCUUCCCGGGACGCUAAACGUCAGUUUCUAUAGACUUGAGCGCAAGCUCGAUAAAUCAGGAUACGACAUCUCUGCGAUAGACAAGGCGCAAUGUGAAUUGGUUAUCAAUACUGUAACUAUAGCAGUGAGAUUAUCAAUGUUUUCGAUUCUAUACACGAUUUCUAACCGAACCAGAAAACAGAAAGUACUGAUUAGAGGAGAAACCUCAAAAUGGAGCGAGGUAACCAGUGGUGUACCACAGGGAUCAGUAUUAGGUCCUCUGCUAUUCCUAAUCUACAUUAAUGAUUUAGAUUCUGGUAUAGUAAGCAAACUUGUUAAAUUUGCAGACGACACAAAAAUAGGAGGAGUGGCAAACACUGUUGCAGCAGCAAUGGUCAUUCAAAAUGAUCUAGACAGCAUUCAGAACUGGGCAGACACAUGGCAAAUGACAUUUAAUAGAGAAAAGUGUAAAGUAUUGCACACAGGCAAUAAAAAUGUGCAUUAUACAUAUCUUAUGGGAGAUACUGAAAUUGAAGAAGGAAUCUAUGAAAAAGACCUAGGAGUUUAUGUUGACUCAGAAAUGUCUUCAUCUAGACAAUGUGGGGAAGCUAUAAAAAAAAAAAGGCCAACAAGAUGCUCGGAUAUAUAAUGAAAAGUGUUGAAUUUAAAUCAAGGGAAGUCAUGUUAAAACUUUACAAUGCAUUAGUAUGGAAUAUUGUGUUCAGUUCUGGUCACCUCGCUACCAAAAAAAGGAUAUUGCUGCUCUAGAAAGAGUGCAAAGAAGAGCGAGCAGAAUUAUCCCGGGUUUAAAAGGCAUGUCGUAUGCAGACAGGCUCAAAGAAUUGAAUCUAUUCAGUCUUGAACAAAGAAAGACUACGCGGCGAUCUGAUUCAAACAUUCAAAAUCCUAAAAGGUAUUGACAAUGUUGACCCAGGGGACUUUUUUGACCUGAAAAAAGAAACAAGGACCAGGGGUCCCAAAUGGAGAUUAGAUAAAGGGGCAUUCAGAACAGAAAAUAGGAGGCACUUUUUUUUACACAGAGAAUUGUGAGGGUCUGGAACCAACUCCCCAGUAAUGUUGUUGAAGCUGACACCCUGGGAUCCUUCAAGAAGCUGCUUGAUGAGAUUCUGGGAUCAAUAAGCUACUAACAACCAAACGAGCAAGAUGGGAUGAAUGGGGUCUCCUCUCGUUUGUAAACUUUCUUAUGUUCUUAUGUCCCAUCAGCGACCAAAAUGUGUCGAUGUUUCUAAUAUUUUGAC
Messenger RNA from Acipenser ruthenus (sterlet), 2600 nucleotides. Its product is annotated as transmembrane protein 107-like. Gene Ontology annotation, cellular component: MKS complex. NCBI's taxonomy places the organism in Eukaryota, Metazoa, Chordata, Actinopteri, Acipenseriformes, Acipenseridae. Gene Ontology annotation, biological process: protein localization to ciliary transition zone; non-motile cilium assembly. The record is from RefSeq and is a predicted model, not a curated record. Bases 274 to 696 code for a protein of 140 amino acids. The transcript has 6 exons.